AUGGAGUGGAACGCACGUACGUGCAACAGGCUUGCAGCAAUUGCUGCUGCAAUCUACUCCGUCUACUUCACUCAUGCGCAAGCACCGGCCCUUGCACCUUCUGCCAAGGACAGGUUCCAGUCUGCAGGCUUUAUGAAGACUGCCGUGCCACGCGUCUAUGCCAUCCCUGGUGGCACCUGGGAUACGGCGAGUGGUUCGCUAGGCUAUUAUGUGCCUCAGGGCAUGGGAAUGCGGCAGGUGGACACCUCCCACGUCUCCCAGAGCCUUGCGCACAGAAUCCAGUGCCUGGAUGCAGACCUGCGCAUCCCUUGGGGUUUCCUUGUUCACGAUGACCACGGAGGAGUGGCUCUCAUUGACGUUCCAUACCACUCCUUGGACUUGGCAAAGAGGAUCAAGAGAGUGGCACCAGGCAAGCCAUUGCUGAUCAUCUUCACGCACAGCGAUUUCCUGGGAGUGGCAGAGGUGGACAAUUGGCGCAACAGCUUCGAGACCGUGCGAAUUGUCGCUCACGAUUCCGACGCGAUCAAAGGUGACGUCGAGAGAUUGGUUGGCAGUGGACCUUGGCAGGUGGGCGAUUUUCAGAUCCAUGCCGCCCCAGGGCACACAGAAGGCUCCUUGAUAGUGAGCUCGAGCAGUCUGAGCACAUCAUUCGGAGGCGAUUCUGCAGGCGUGUGGGAGGGGAAGCCCACCGGCUUUCCCGAGAUGGCACGAUUCAGCUGCAAGGCGCAAUCGUUGUCCUUACGCCGGUUCGCAGACAAUGCCCCAUUUUACAGGUACUGGUUCCCUGGCCACGGCCUACCGAUGCAGUUCGAGAGUCGUGCGGAGAGGCAGAAGCUCCUCUACCUGGUGGCAGACGGAUUGGAGCAGGCCUCCCGGUCCGGCCGGGUGGUCGCACCCUGA
Molecule: messenger RNA, 900 nt
Organism: Symbiodinium sp. CCMP2456
Lineage: Eukaryota; Dinophyceae; Suessiales; Symbiodiniaceae
Source: the annotation of a GenBank genome assembly